This is a messenger RNA of Phytophthora infestans T30-4, 1266 nucleotides long. RefSeq names its product protein kinase. The coding region runs from base 1 to 1266 and encodes 421 amino acids. Gene Ontology annotation, biological process: protein phosphorylation; intracellular signal transduction. The transcript is spliced from 2 exons. NCBI's taxonomy places the organism in Eukaryota, Oomycota, Peronosporomycetes, Peronosporales, Peronosporaceae. Gene Ontology annotation, molecular function: ATP binding; protein serine/threonine kinase activity. The record is from RefSeq and is a predicted model, not a curated record.
AUGGAGCUUGAGGCGCUGCAGCUCGUCGAGUUUGCCUACAACCGGCAGCGCGGAGAGCCGCGCUACAUCCCGUUCCGACACCGCGGUGUACCGCCUCGAUAUCCUGCGUUCGAUCUGCUGCUGCCGGUUCUGCUGCUGCCUUGGGACGACGAGCGUGGUGGCGUCAUGUGCUUUGCACAUCCGCUGCACCAGGCUCCACUGGCGUCGGACGCAUCCAAUCAGGACGAGAUGGCGCUACUGGGCGUAUGUCGCUGCGGCGUCGUGCGCUUUGCUAAGUAUUUCCAACGUGGCUGCUUGGGAUCUGCCCCCACGUACGACGUGGCGCUUAAAAUUAUGGACAAGACGCAACUCAAGCUGCAGCACGACGACGUGCUUAACGAGGUGCGCGUCAUGGCACAGCUACAGCCACCGGGCUUCUCAGGUGUAUACCACUCGCCUCACCUGUCGCAGUGGGAAUGUCUAGCCGACGAGCACAACGAAUACAUUGCUAUGGACUGGGCAGCUAAUGGCAGUCUCAUCAUGUACGCCAAGCGACGGCUUACAGACUACAAGCGCUUCGCCGUGGAGCGACUGGUGAAUCGAAUGACGUCACUACCGGAGCUGGAACACGCCGUCAAUACCUUCGUGUCCAGAGCGUGGAUGCUCGAGGCGCUGUAUAUUUUCGAAGGAGUCCUCAAAGGCCUUGCCUACAUGCAUGCGCAGAAUGUGUGUCACUUAGAUGUUGACCCGUGCAAUGUGGUGAUAGAUGCCGAUUAUAAUCCAAGGGUUAUCGACUUUGGCAGCUCCGAGAUCAUGACAAACAAUGGACGGGCAGGAGCCGACGACCGCUUGAUCAAGUUUAAGCCGCUCUAUGUUGCAGAAGAAGUGAGGGCGCAUAAUCAACGCCCUUCACCACGCCCGGGCUUCUUGGGAGCCCCCGCCGAUAUGUGGUCUACUGGAGUGUUGUUGUACCAGUUGCUGUGUUUUGGAUACCCUAAGGGCCACUUGGCUCUUGUUUGUGAUACGAAUUGGGCGACGAAUCUACUUGCACAUGCGAAUCAACCAGGCUACGACCAAUGUCUAGGACAGGAUGGCUGCCUCAUUUGCUUCCGUCGCAUCGAGUUCCCCGACGUAAUUUUCGAAAUCUUUCGUGGUUUGCUGCUCGCGGACCGUCCGACCGAACGAUUGACGGCUGUGGAGGCAGCGAACCUGCUUCGACCGCUGCUUAUCGACUACGACGUCGACUUUAACCGUCGCUCACAAUCAGUACUCGAUACGCUCGGAUGA